Messenger RNA from Notolabrus celidotus (New Zealand spotty), 566 nucleotides. RefSeq names its product coxsackievirus and adenovirus receptor homolog. Gene Ontology annotation, biological process: negative regulation of T cell proliferation; immune response; positive regulation of T cell proliferation. NCBI's taxonomy places the organism in Eukaryota, Metazoa, Chordata, Actinopteri, Labriformes, Labridae. Gene Ontology annotation, cellular component: external side of plasma membrane. The record is from RefSeq and is a predicted model, not a curated record. The transcript has 4 exons. The coding region runs from base 42 to 566 and encodes 174 amino acids.
CUUUGACCUGAUGUGUGUGUGUCUCCUCUGACAGGGAGAAGAUGAUCUCCAGGUUCCUGCUGCUCAUGGCGCUGAGCUGCUGUGUCUGUGGAACAUUAGUAGUGAACGUGGCUCACACCUCCUAUCAGGCAGAGGAGAACCAGGACGUCACACUGGAGUGGACCUUCACUCCAAAACAACUUGUCUAUGUCUUCUGUGACAAGUUGACUAACAACAAAAACCCAGUCCUGUUUCAUCUUCAUGAAGGAGUCGAGAUCUCUGAGUCUCAGGAUGAAGAGUUUUCAGGACGAGUCCAGUUUGACAAAGACGUCCUCAGAGAGGGACGAAUCAGACUUCAUGUGUCCUCACUCAGGACUGAAGACUCAGGCUGGUACAGGUGUAAAGUGAAAUCCAAUUCUGGUGUCAGCUUGGACCAAUGUCAUCUCACUGUGACUGCAGCUGUUCAUGAGCCUGAAUCUCAGAGACCAAUACUGAGACCAGAACCAGAAGAUCCGACUCCGGUAUUGACUGGUUUCAUUAUUGGAAUGAUGAUAUGGAUAAUGUAUAGUGAACAGGUGAGGGCAUGA